Molecule: messenger RNA, 771 nt
Organism: Laetiporus sulphureus 93-53
Lineage: Eukaryota; Fungi; Basidiomycota; Agaricomycetes; Polyporales; Laetiporaceae
Product: Der1-like protein
Exons: 6
Coding region: 56-706 (216 amino acids)
Biological process (GO): endoplasmic reticulum unfolded protein response
Cellular component (GO): Hrd1p ubiquitin ligase ERAD-L complex; endoplasmic reticulum membrane
Molecular function (GO): misfolded protein binding; ubiquitin-specific protease binding
Source: RefSeq, a predicted model, not a curated record
UUAAGUCCCAACGUUUCCGCGGCUCGACGCUCGUCGCUCAGGUUAUUUCGUCAAGAUGCCAGUCGGUAUCGAAGCAUGGGUGACACAGAUCCCUCCUGUAACGCGAACAUGGCUUGCUCUGGCAGUAAUGAUGAGUCUAGCUGUCCAAUGCCAACUUGUCACGCCGUUACAGCUAUACUUCAGCUUUAAGGCAGCCUUUACGAAUUUUCAGCCGUGGCGAGCAUUGACUACAUUUCUCUAUUUCGGCACAUUGUCGCUGGACUUCGUGUUUCACAUGUUCUUCUUUAUGCGCUACAGUCGCAUGCUAGAAGAGUCAUCGUUCGCGAACCGAAAAGCAGACUACUUCUGGUUGCUCUUUCUUUCUGCGCUAAUGCUUCUGGCAUUGUCACCGCUCGUGAACCUCCCUUUUCUCUCCUCGCCCUUAGCGUUCGUGCCGAUCUACCUUUGGUCUCGUCGGCAUCCAUCAACACCAAUAUCGCUGUUCGGCCUCGUUACGAUAACCGCUCCUUAUCUUCCUCUGGCCUUAGUAGGCCUCGCAUGGAUGCUGAAUGGUACAUGGCGAGCAGCAGCUGGCGACCUCGUGGGUUGCGCUGUUGGCCACAUAGGGUGGUUCGUAAGAGACGUUUGGACCCGAGAGAUGGUAGGCGGGCCGACAAUCUUCAGCGAAGCGCCACUCGCACUGAAACGCCUGUUUGGGGAUAUCUGAUACUGCGUCGUGUACUCGUACGCUAAUACUGUGCAUUGAUGUGAUCAAUCAUUUUUUAAGCUCCC